AUACCCCAAAUCAGUUAUGCUUCAACUGCACCAGAGCUAAGUGAUGACAGGCGCUAUGAUUUCUUCUCACGGGUGGUACCUCCAGAUUCCUUCCAAGCGCAGGCGAUGGUGGACAUCGUGAGAGCUUUGGGGUGGAAUUAUGUCUCCACAUUGGCUUCUGAAGGAAGUUAUGGAGAAAAAGGCAUGGAAUCUUUUAUACAAAUUUCCAGAGAGUCAG
Messenger RNA from Podarcis lilfordi (Lilford's wall lizard), 217 nucleotides. NCBI's taxonomy places the organism in Eukaryota, Metazoa, Chordata, Lepidosauria, Squamata, Lacertidae. The record is from the annotation of a GenBank genome assembly.